CAGGCUCAAAGAACAGUUUAGUUUAUCAAGUUUAGAAUAUAUAUUAACACAGCUGAAAAAUUGAAAAGCAAAGAAAAGUAAAACAAAUACAAUGGCGAAGGAGAACGAAGAAGAUAGAUUCUUCCAAGUUGAAAAUCUUCUGGUGGACGGUAUACCGUGUAUCCGCUUCGACUGGACCUUUAAAAAGCGUCCCUCUUCGUGUAUCUCUGAAACAGCUGAGACAGAAGAUCUGAAUCUAUGGUUUAAAGAUGAUCUCAACUAUCUGGUGCUUAAUGGUCAAGGUGUUUCAGAAAACAUAGACCCAACUUUAGUCACUGUUCUUACAGAGUCAGACCUGCUGGAGAUCUGGGGGGAAAGAAAACAAUCCAUUGUUCUCCGUUUUCCAAGUGAAUCCUUGUGUUCAAAUGUUGCUUUUUUCAUCAGAAACUUCAGUCAGUAUCGGUAUCAGCAGAGCAUCCAUUUCUUUUCCCGAGAGUUGAAUAAAAUCAAUAAAGAAACUAUAUCUACUGAUGAAGCCUCCCAAUAUGUUGGAUUACUGGGAAUAAGCACUAGUAAAUGGGAAGGACCGGAACUAAAUGUUUUGGAUUUUAUGAACUUUGUUGAAAAUAUGUUUUAUUCACAGGUGGAUGAAAAUGAAAUCUUGGUUGAUAUAUUUCAAAAGUAUAGUCGCCAGAUUCAGUCAAAGAAAGGAAUGACCGAAGGGGAUUUGCGCCGAUUUCUCGAGGAGCAUCAGAAGAUGGAGAAUGUGACAGUUGAUAUGUUAGAAAAUAUUCUGAUAAGAUUUCAUAAAAUCGAUUAUGAUCAUGAUACAUUCCCUUUUCUCAUCUACUCAGAGUUUGUAGAGUUCUUGUACUCCGGAGAGUUUAACUCUGUACUCAAGGAUGAGGAGAGAAGUGUUGAGAGUCAACAUGCGACUCUCAGUGAAUACUACAUCAGCUCUGCUUAUAUUCUGGACAAUCAAAACAGAAUAACAGUUGAGUCCUUCAAGUCUCUGCUGUUGCUCGGAGCUAAGUGUAUUGAUCUAGAGAUCUGGGAUAGUAAGGAGGGUCCUCAUGUUAGACUAGAGAAGAUGGUCAAACCUUUAGAUCUACUAGAAGUUCUGGAAUCCAUAAACAAAUAUGCUUUCAUCAUAUCAGAUAUGCCGCUCAUCAUCUCCUUGCGGAUUCAUUGCAAUCAGACGAAUCAGGGACGGUUAGCACAGAUGCUAACAUCAGUGUUCAAGCAGAAACUAUUAAAGGCUCCGGGAAAAGAGCGCAAACCCCAGACACGGUUGCCAUCUCUCUACUCCUUAAAAAACCGGAUAAUUUUACAAGGAGAGAAAAAUCUGAUCCUGUCCAGUGAACCGGACAUCAAGGCCAGAGCUCUUGAAAUGAAAAAUAACGGAUGGCGUGGAGUUACUGUCGAGAUGAACAAAACAGAACUCAGGAUAAAGGAGGAUUUAAACCCUUUAUCAAUUUUGUAUCCAUAUCCAUGGUUUGCAGGAGAAAUGGCUGUGUCCAGGGCGCAAAGCUACAUCUAUCAAACAGAAGAACAUCUUGAAUCUGGUCAAUUUGCAAUCCAUUCUUUCCACGGAGAUAUUUUCCUCAUACUUCUGGAUUCAAGACAGGACGAGCGUAAGGUUGUUUCUUUGAGAAUUAUCCAGAAUAACAAGAAAUUAUUUCUGGAGCCUGCUAUCAAGUUUGAUGAUGUGUUUGGUUUAAUAGACCAUUAUUCUAUCAAGUCCUUUCCGUAAGUCUAGUAGUAUUCUUGCGGAAAAAUUACAAUAUCUUUUACGGCAUUUCAAUUUUCUAGGAUUAAAAGAAAUAACAGAGAAGACAAUUAUUCGGCUUUAAAUAGUUUAACACAAUGUAAAGACAAGUUGUGAAUUUCUGCUUUAACCAUCGUGUUUCGCUACUUAGCGAUUUCCCUAAAGACCUAAUACAUGUACCGUGUGGUAUUUCUCAGGAUUUGAU
Molecule: messenger RNA, 1952 nt
Organism: Eurytemora carolleeae
Lineage: Eukaryota; Metazoa; Arthropoda; Copepoda; Calanoida; Temoridae
Product: 1-phosphatidylinositol 4,5-bisphosphate phosphodiesterase delta-4
Exons: 16
Coding region: 92-1732 (546 amino acids)
Biological process (GO): phosphatidylinositol-mediated signaling; lipid metabolic process
Molecular function (GO): phosphatidylinositol-4,5-bisphosphate phospholipase C activity
Source: RefSeq, a predicted model, not a curated record